Scheffersomyces stipitis CBS 6054 is the source of this 1439-nucleotide messenger RNA. It is a transcript of the gene SUR2, whose product is annotated as sphingosine hydroxylase. Gene Ontology annotation, biological process: lipid biosynthetic process. The coding region runs from base 276 to 1313 and encodes 345 amino acids. NCBI's taxonomy places the organism in Eukaryota, Fungi, Ascomycota, Pichiomycetes, Serinales, Debaryomycetaceae. Gene Ontology annotation, molecular function: oxidoreductase activity; iron ion binding. The record is from RefSeq and is a predicted model, not a curated record. The transcript has a single exon.
UAGGAGGCCAUUUCCCUGAGCUCAGUUGUUAGUGGUGUAUUUCUUGUUUGUUUACGUUCCUUCAACCCGGCAGUCAAAGCGAGAGCAUCACACGUUUAAAUUCAUUGUCCGUAUAUAGCAAAUCGAGAAAUCCCUCACAAGUUGAAGCAUAAACAUAGUAACAUAACAGCAUAGAGAAGAGUUUCCAGCUAAAUCUUUAUCUUCAUCUUCAUCUUCAUCACUUUCAUUCUUCCAGAUAUUCUUUUAGUCUUUUUCGUUAACAUCUCAUCUACAUUAUGGAAACACUUGCGUAUCUCAGUCCGCCCAAGAACUUGCUGACAAUCUUGUCCCAGCCCUCGUUCCUUUACGAUAAACUUCAUUUGUCUCCCAGACAAGAUUUGAUUCCUGGAAUUCCUGACGGAAUCUUGGCUCUCAUUGCUCCCAUAGUAGCCUAUUGGACCUAUGCGACAUUCUUCCAUAUCAUCGACGUGUACGAGUUAGCUGAAAUGUAUCGUAUCCAUCCAAGUGAAGAGGAAGUGCUGAGGAAUAAGGCUUCCCUCAGAGACGUUAUUCUCGAUGUUGUUCUCCAGCAUAUUAUCCAGAGCAUCUUUGGUUUGGCUGUUUACAAAUUAGACACGCCACCUAGACCAGGUCAAGACUGGGAGCAGAUGUGGGUGUUGAGACAUAACUACUUACCUCCAUAUGUACCUGAUGCCGUGCUAUACUACGGCUACAUGUACGGCUUCUCGGUACUCAAGUUGGCUGCUGCUAUCACUUUUGUCGAUACCUGGCAGUAUUGGUUGCAUCGUAUCAUGCACAUGAACAAGACGUUGUACCGUAGAUUUCACUCCAGACACCACCGUUUGUAUGUUCCCUAUGCUUAUGGGGCCUUGUACAACGAUCCAGUUGAAGGGUUCUUGUUGGAUACGGCCGGAACUGGUAUUGCUGGAUUCAUAACCUUCUUGUCUCCAAGAGAAACCAUUUUUCUCUAUACCUUUGCUACCUUGAAAACUGUAGACGACCACUGUGGCUAUAGACUUCCCUUCGAUCUCUUCCAGAUCAUCUUUCCCAAUAACUCUAUCUACCAUGACAUACACCACCAGAACUGGGGCAUCAAAAACAAUUUCUCACAACCAUUUUUCACUAUUUGGGACAGAUGGUUCGGUACCCAGUACAAGUUUGUCAACGAGUACAGAGAUCUUCAAGAACACAUCACGUUAUCCAAGUACAAGGAGUUCUUGGAAAAGAAGACAGGAGGCAGAUAUAGUAAGCACAAGAGCGGCUCACAAAAGGAGGAGUCGCUCACUCCCGUCGAAUCAAAAAAGGAACAGUAAUCUCUCAUUUCUUGUAUAUUUCAUUUUUUCUGUUGAGACUACACCCAUGUUAAUAUCCUCAAUGGACAGAGUCCAUUUUCUACUAAUACCUUUAAUGACUACUGAACGCUGAAUACACAAAUAUAG